Chanos chanos (milkfish) is the source of this 1571-nucleotide messenger RNA. It is a transcript of the gene epoa, whose product is annotated as erythropoietin a. The record is from RefSeq and is a predicted model, not a curated record. Gene Ontology annotation, cellular component: extracellular region. NCBI's taxonomy places the organism in Eukaryota, Metazoa, Chordata, Actinopteri, Gonorynchiformes, Chanidae. Gene Ontology annotation, molecular function: cytokine activity; hormone activity; erythropoietin receptor binding. Gene Ontology annotation, biological process: nucleate erythrocyte development. The transcript is spliced from 5 exons. The coding region runs from base 179 to 727 and encodes 182 amino acids.
GUAGCCAACUCCGACCUAAGUGUCGCUCAGUGGAGUAAAGAGACAGCGCAUGGGUUGGGAUAUGUACUGAGUUCUUGAACAUCGAUGCUGUUUGUGCGACUAAUUAUCUUGUUAUUGGCUCCGCAAGAAUUUGAUCUUUUUAAAGGAUGGGUUUGAAAAAUGCCUCGGUGCUUUGCGGAUGUCUUACAGUUCAGGACUCUUUGCCUUGCUACUGAUGGUGUUGGAGUGGACCAGACUUGGCCUGCCCUCCCCUCUGCGGCCCAUCUGUGACCUACGUGUAAUCGACCAAUUCAUCAUGGAGGCACGGGAUGCUGAGGCUGCUAUGAGGGCUUGUAAAGAGGGAUGCAGACUUCCUGGACCAUUCACCGUUCCCUUAACAAGAGUAAACUUUGAUGUUUGGGAAAAGAAGGAUGUACAGGAACAAGCUCGAGAGGUCCAGACAGGCCUGUGGUUGCUAAAAGAGGCCAUCAGCUCUUUGCAAGUUGUGGGUAAUUCAGCAGCACAGUCCCACAUAGACAGCAGCCUUAGAAACAUCGCCAGCAUUGGACAGGUGCUGCAUAGUCUCAGCAUCCAGGAAUACAUCCCUCCAGCAGGAGUCCUGGGGGAACAGGAAACAUGGCGGGUAUCCUCUGCUUCAGAGCUCUUCCAGGUCCAUGUCAACUUCCUGCGUGGAAAAGUACGCCUCCUGCUCGCCAACGCGCCUGUCUGCCAGCAGGAUGCAAGCUGAUUGGAAGUAUUGGAAAAAGGGCCAAAAUGAUAGGUGCUGCCUGUGACAGGGGGCCGGGACAUAGCUCUAUGGACACUGCUUUUCUUUCCAAGAAAGACUAGUGUGAAAAGACUGAAAUGUAAAGGAUGUCCCAGUCCCUGCGGGUUUCGAAAGAGAAUGCAAGGGAAUCACAGCACUUUGGACUUUCACAUGUAGGAGAGAGGUAGUGGGGGAGCUAACCCUAUUCUCCCUCUCUCUCUCUGUCUCUCUCUCUCUCUCUGUCUCUCUCUCUGGGAGCGAUAUCCCCUAAAAUGCUAGAGCUCUCAAUUUGGCCAUUCCUGUGUACUUUUAGCAUGUUCAUGUGUCUGUUUGUGUGUGACAGUCUUUGGCCCACUUAUGUCAACUCAUGGAGAAGAACACAGUGUAAAGCUCUUUGGCCUGACAUGCACUGCACCUGUCACCUUGGCAGACAUCUAUCAAUUCACUCCAUACCAAACAGAACUGAGCGCACUGACUGACCGUCACAGCUUUGUGAGAGAGUCUGACUCUGCAAAUGAUUAUUUUUCCUCUAACUCUUUCAGUGAUUUUUUUUUCAGAAUCUCUAAAUGUAUUUUAUAUUGCUUUUGUAAUUGUUCUUAUUUAUACAGAUGUAUAUUUCCCAUAGAUGGAAUCAGUGGACUGGUGUGAGGAGUCUGCCUGCUGCUUUUUCCUAAUCUAAGCACGCGGCUCCUCCGAACAGUGACAUAAAUAAGUGACAUGUUUUAUCAUAUUUAUCAUUACUGAUUAUGCACUGCUGUUUUUAUAUUAUUUUAAAUGUGUUUGUGUAUGUGCGCGUGUGUGUGUGUGUGUGUGUGUGUGUACGCAU